CCUCCUUCUGCACUGAACUGUGCAUGUGAACAGGUGGACGAGCAGCUCGUGAAAGGAGCGCUGCUGCGUAUGGUAGUCAAUACACAGGCUUCUGGAAAUCCGCCACCCAUGUUCAUUUGAUAGCCCAUGAUGAUGGCCAAAUAUUUCAGUGUCCUGCUUCUGGUUCUUCCAGCUGUGGCUCAGGAGAUCCCCUCAGCCCCACAUGGCUGCAUGGAAGGGAGCUGUUAUCCGGCAACAGGGAACCUUCUGAUUGGCCGUGCUAUUAAUCUGACCGCCACCUCCACCUGUGGCCUGGAUGAGCCUGAGCUGUACUGCAUCGUCAGUCAUUUGCAGGAUUCAGAUAAGUGCUUUAUAUGUAACUCUCAGGAGCCAUACGAUGCCUAUAAUCACAGAAACAGCCACAGGGUGGAGAAUGUCAUCUACCAGAGAGACCGCAGAGGAGAACUCACAUGGUGGCAGUCUGUAAAUGGAGAGGAGAAUGUCAGUAUUCGACUAAAUCUUGAGGCAGAGUUCCACUUUACUCAUCUCAUAAUGAAGUUUAAGACGUUUAGACCUGCUGCUAUGAUGAUUGAGCGUUCUUCAGAUUUUGGACGUACAUGGAGGCCAUAUCGCUACUUCGCUUACAACUGCACCAAGACUUUCCCCAGGGUUCCUGCUCAUUCUCUUCGGUUUAUUGAUGAGGUCAUCUGUGAGGAGCGUUACUCUGACAUUGAACCGUCCACUGAAGGAGAGGUCAUCUACAAAGUGCUGGAUCCUGCGAUCCAUGUCAACGACCCAUACGGUCUUGACAUUCAGGAUUUGUUGCGGAUCACUAACUUACGGAUAAACUUCACUAAACUGCACACCCUGGGCGAUAACCUGCUUGACCGCCGUCCUGACGUGCUGCAGAAAUAUUACUAUGCGCUGCAUGAGCUGGUUGUGCGCGGGAGUUGCUUCUGCUAUGGUCACGCGUCGGAGUGUGCACCAGUACCUGGAGUGACCACUAGGGAUUCAGGCAUGAUUCAUGGACGUUGUGUGUGUAAGCACAACACUGUGGGAUUAAACUGUGAGUUCUGCAGAGAUUUCUACCAUGAUGCACCCUGGAGGCCCGCCGAGACUGAUAACGCACACACCUGCAGGGAAUGCAACUGUAACGGUCACUCCAAUCAAUGUCAUUUUGACAUGGCGGUAUAUCUGGCUACUGGGAACACCAGUGGAGGCGUGUGUGACAAUUGUGUCCACAACACCAUGGGCCGCAACUGUGAGACCUGCAAACCUUUUUACUAUCAGGAUCCAGCUAGAGACAUCAGAGACCCAAAUGCAUGUGUCUCCUGUGACUGUGACCCCGUGGGCUCUGUAGAGGGAGGAGUUUGUGACAGUCAUACUGAUCUGGAUCUGGGUAUGAUUGGUGGUCAGUGUCGCUGUAAGCAGAAUGUCAUGGGUCAGCGCUGCGACUACUGCAAAGAGGGACACUAUGGACUCAGUCUUGACAACACACUGGGAUGCCAGCCAUGUAACUGUGACCCCCGUGGGAUCACCAUGCGGGGGGCCCCAUGUGAUCAGAUCAGCGGAGACUGCUCCUGCAAAAGAUACGUCACUGGUCGCUACUGUAAUCAGUGCCUGCCUGAAUACUGGGGAAUCAGCAAUGAUCUGGCAGGUUGCAGACCCUGUGACUGUGACUUUGGUGGUUCAACCAGCAGCAGAUGCCUGAUGGACAACGGUCAGUGUGACUGUCGGCCUCAUCUGAUUGGACGGAAGUGUUCUGAAGUUCAGCCUGGGUUUUUCUGUGCUUCUCUGGAUUAUUACAAAUAUGAAGCAGAGAGAGCUGUAGGUCACUCCCCUGAUGAUCCCGCUCUUCCUGGCAAUCCGAGACCUCAGGCUGAGACCGACUGUGUGCAGCAUCUCAACAAUCAGCUGAGAAGACACCGCCGUCACCGUCAGCAGCAGAGGGCAGCACUGAGACGUAUCCGACAGUUGCAACAAACACCCAGCGUGAGCAUAGUACACAGAGAGAGACAGCCGGGUCAGAUGGUCACAUGGACCGGACCGGGCUUUGCUCGGGUUAAAGAUGGAGCUGGCCUAGAGUUCACCAUCAGCAACAUCCCUUACGCCAUGGAAUAUAACAUCAUGAUCCGAUACGAGCCAGAGUCCACAGAGGACUGGGAGGCUAUAGUGAGUGUGACAUCCCUGAAUUUACCCACAAGUCUCCGCUGUGGAAACAUGCUGCCCACAGAGCAGAUGUACACAGUCACAAUGCCCCACCACAGGAGGUACAUUGAAAUGCCAAGGCCCUUCUGCUUUGAACCAAACAACCAGUAUGUGGUGUCCGUCCGUUUCCAGCGCCACGGCGUGUCUCACCGACAUCUCACCGCCUUCAUUCUGAUCGACUCACUUGUGCUGAUACCCAGGUAUGAGGAGCUUCCUGGUUUCCAGGGUGACGACGGCCCAGACGAGCGUCGACGGCAGGAGAUGGAGGUCUACAUGUGUUUGGAUUCCUUCACGACCCUGCCGAUGCCUGCGCUGGCGGAGCUGUGCACCACACUCAUCUGCAGCAUCUCUGCUAUCAUACAUAACGGAGCCCUGGCAUGUCAGUGUGACCCUCAGGGUUCACUGAGUGCAGAGUGUGACAAAGUGGGAGGUCAAUGUCACUGUAAACCCAAUGUUAUUGGCCAUCAAUGUGAUCAGUGUGCACCGGGGACGUACGGAUUUGGGCCAUAUGGCUGCGCUGAUUGCGACUGCCACUCUCAGGGCUCUGUAGGGCAUCAGUGUGACCCUGUGACGGGUCAGUGUCCGUGUCGGCAUGGGGCGAUUGGUCGCCAGUGCUCUGACUGCCAACCAGGUCAGUGGGGAUUCCCCAACUGUAGGCAGUGUCAAUGUAAUGGCCACGCUGAGAGCUGUGACACUGACACUGGCGCCUGCUAUGAGUGCAGAGACUUCACAGCUGGACAGCUGUGUGAGAGGUGUGUAAACGGUUUCUAUGGUGACCCAGUAUUGGGUUCUGGUGAGCACUGUCACCCCUGUCCCUGUCCAGGACACCCUGACAGCGGACACUCCAAUGGAGCUUCCUGUCAGGCAGACUAUGACUCUAACCAGAUCCUCUGCCAGUGUGGUGAAGGAUAUGCAGGUCCUCGCUGUGAUCGCUGCGCUCCCGGUUACUACGGUGAUCCUGAGCGGCCUGGCGGGGCUUGCAGGCCGUGCCAGUGCAACGGGAACAUUGAUCCCCAGGACCCAGAGUCAUGUGACCCACGAACCGGCCAAUGCCUCAAGUGCCUGUAUAACACUGACGGCGACUCUUGCUCUGAGUGUAAAUCAGGUUAUUAUGGAAAUGCACUCUCCCAGGACUGUAGGCGCUGUACUUGUGUUACUGCUGGCACUUUACAGGGCUACUGUACUGAUGGAGUAUGUCACUGUAAUGAGCAGACUGGACAUUGCCCCUGCAAACCAAACAUCAUUGGCCACAACUGUGACCAGUGCGCCCCCAACCACUGGAACUUCGGCUCGGACUUUGGAUGUGAACCCUGUGGAUGCGUCCAGCCAAAUGCCCUCAGCACCCAUUGCAAUAUGUUCACUGGCCAGUGUCAUUGUCAGCCAGGUUUUGGAGGACGGCAGUGCAAUGAGUGUGAGGCGUUCCACUGGGGUGAUCCCAGAGUACAGUGUGAAGAGUGUAACUGCCACUUCCUGGGGUCCGAGACAGCUCAGUGUAACCGCAUAACAGGUGCAUGUGAGUGUAAGGAGGGAGCUUCAGGACGUCGCUGCGACGAGUGCGCCCGUGGCUUUACCGGAAGCUUCCCCAAGUGUGUUCCCUGCCAUCCCUGCUUCCAGCUAUGGGAUGAUAUUGUGUGCUACGUCUACCGAGAUCUGACCCACAUCAAGAAUGUCAUUGCCAUGAUUCUGGAGAAGGGUGAGGUGCCCGGAGUCAGUGACGGCCGCAUCCUUGAGCUGGAGAAGAAGCUGGCACAGGUUCAAGAUCUGAUCAAAGAUGGAGACCAAGAGGGAACCUUUAACUUAAUCAGCCAGGCUAUUGAUGACUUGAGAGCAGAGAUUGCUUUGACUGAUGGGCGUCUGAUGGGUGUGAUUCGGGACCUGAAUGUGACGGCAGACCUUGACAAAGCUCUGAAACAAACCCUAACGGCACUGGAGAAAGACCUGAAAGACUUGAACGAUACACUUCACCUAUUGCGCAGAGGGCUCGAGAACUCCCUCACUGCUGGAAUAGCAGAGCAAUUUGAAAAUGUGCGCAAGUACUACCAGAGUUCGCUGAAUUCAGAGCAGCGCUGUAAUGCCUCCGUAUACGGACCCCAAAGUCCCGUGGAACAGUCUGAAGACACACGUAACCAUACUGAAGCCUUGCUGAAAGAGAGAAAGGACAGCUUCCUGCGUACAGUUGCUGCCAAUGAUAGGUCUUUGACUGAACUAAAGGAGAAAGCUCACGAGAUAGACCGAAAUGUCCGUCAUCUCAGCAACAAGGUAUGUGGUGGCCAUGGCAAUGCUAGUGCAAAUAGCAGCUGUCCUGAUAGCCCUUGUGGAGGAGCUGGUUGUCGUGACCAUGACGGUGCGCUGAAGUGUGGAGGGAAAGGGUGUAAUGGAACCGUUGGGGCCUCAGUGACGGCCCUGGGCCACGCUGAAGAUGUUCUUAAGAACCUGACCGCUGCCAGCGAGGAGAUACAAACCGUGGCUAAAAAGCUUCGAGACAUCACCACACUCACCCAGACUGUGAAGACUCAAGCGAAGGAUACUCUCGAUAAAGCCCAGAGCAAGAAAGAUCUCUUUGAGAACUCCAACAAGAUACUCAAAGACUUCAUUCAGAAGAUUAGAGAUUUUUUGAAUGAGGAGGGAGCAGAUCCAGAAAGCAUUGAAAAAGUGGCCCAGCAGGUUUUGGCGAUCUCCUUGCCAGUCAACAGGACCGUAAUGAUCAACAUAGUCAAACAAAUCAAAGAAAGCAUCGACAACCUCACCAACGUGGAGGAGCUGAUCAACCACACCUCAGAGCAACUGACCAAGGUCAAGGAUCUGCUUAAAAGAGCACAAGAUGCAAAGACACAAGCUGAAGGAGUGAGCAAUAAUAUCAAUAAAACGAUAGAAGCACUUGAAACCUCUCAAAGUGCUAUAAAGAAAGCUGAGAAGGAAAUGACCACAGCACUGGAAAACCUCAAAAAUACCCAGAACAUCACUAACACGGUUGACAACAAACUCUUAAAUUUAGACAACAGCCUCAUGGAUGUGAUGAUGCGAUUGGCCAAUUUGUCGCAUGGAGUGGAUUUAUUAAAGAAUAAAACGGAGCAGAACAGGGAGAUGGCAAAAGAUGCCAAAGCCCAGUCGGACAAUGCAACUCAAGAGGCUGCUGGACUUCAAGAGGAACUGACAAAUGCUGAGAAUCUGUAUAAGGAGCUGAAAGAAAAAGUAGACUCAGUAGGAGGAACCGGAGAGGGUAAUGUUAACCAGAGAGCCAUAGAGAUGAAGAAAGAAGCAGAGGAACUGCUGAAUAAGGCCACCAUGGGCAUGGAAACCCUCAGAAAACUGGAGAGAAAGUUAAACAAGAACGAGCUGAAGAUGCAGAAUCAGCGUGAUGAACUGGCAGAUCUGGAGAAAAACGUUACAGACGUCAGAGAAUUUAUCAGAUUAAAAGUCAUGGGCUACAACAACUGUCAGUAAGCUGUAAAUUAAUGACAAAAUCCUGAAAUCAAUCGAUCCUCUCAAUCACACUCUGUGUGAUUCACAUAUUGUUGCAUUAUAGAAAUAAAUAAAAUCUUUACUACAUAAUUUUUAUGACAUUGGUGACACACUUCAGAAUGAAGCUCUAGGUCUUAUUGUCAUUCUACUGAAAAAGAGGUUCUCAUUUUUUUUUUAUUUUUUUUUAUAAACUGCUGUUUUGUUCUUAUUUUGUCAAAACUAGCUGACUGUCGGCUUCCUAAUUUGAAACAUACAGUGAAACAGAACAGUCACUUAUGUUACACAUUUAAUGUUUAUUCAUCUUUAUGAGUUUUUUUUUUAAUUAAUUCACUUUUCUUAAAUAAGCCAAUCAGACCACAGUUUGAGAACCACUGUAUUAGAUAAACUGUUAUUAUGUUGUAAUACAUAACUGUACAACCUAGUAUUGUUCAAAAUUCUGGGGUCAGUAAUGUUUUAUUUUUUAGAAAUUAAUACUUUUAUUCAUCAAGCAUGCAAUA
Molecule: messenger RNA, 6146 nt
Organism: Pimephales promelas (fathead minnow)
Lineage: Eukaryota; Metazoa; Chordata; Actinopteri; Cypriniformes; Leuciscidae
Source: RefSeq, a predicted model, not a curated record